Molecule: messenger RNA, 3910 nt
Organism: Zea mays
Lineage: Eukaryota; Viridiplantae; Streptophyta; Magnoliopsida; Poales; Poaceae
Product: transcriptional corepressor SEUSS
Exons: 9
Coding region: 721-3471 (916 amino acids)
Source: RefSeq, a predicted model, not a curated record
UUUGACGUCCGCAAACAAGGACGGGUCCCGGGGGCACGCGCACGCACGCACCCGAGUCGCAGGAUUUUCUACUGCUCUGCUGACUGCUACUGCCUUCUCUCCCCUUCCUUUCGUUCGCUUCCCUUCCCUUCCCUUCCUCCGGUAGCUCCCGCUCCCGCUUUCCUCCUCCUCCUCCUCCUGCUCGCGGGGAAGUCCAGCGGAGUCGCCCUCGCCGGAGUGCGGCCCGGCCCGGCCCGGCGGCGCCACCUCGGCGCCGGAGGAGGCACGUUUGCGCGCCCGCCGCGGAGGGUCGAGGCCCGGAUCGACGUGGCGCGGAGGCGGGCUGUAAUCCCCGCGGUGGCUGCUCUGCUUCUGGAGACGCGGGGCGCGCUGUGGACCUCCCGUGCGCGCUUCGGUUCUGACCAACCCGCGCCUGCUUUCCUUGCCCCUCGGCCCUCGGGCUCGGCCGGCCUCUGCUCGGUGCUGCAGUACUGCACUGCAACUCGCCCAGUCAGUCGCUCGCUCGCUUCCGCUGGGAUUCCAGGACGGAAGGUGGCGUGUGGAGGCGCGCGCGUUUCGCCCGGCUCCGGUUUUCUGCCGGGCGCCGGAGUCGCUCGCAGCCUCGCCUAGAUUUGCCGCGCGCCGCGGCGGAUGUUCCCCGACGCGCGGCGGAUCUCGGCGGUUUUUGCUGCGGCGCGGAGUGAAGCGUGAAGGUACGGUCCCCGACUGGAUUUCGGGGAGAUGGUGCCGUCGGGGCAGCCCAACCCGAUGGGCCCUGGACAGCAGGUGGGCGCGUCGCUGCUCCGGACGACCUCCAGCCUCCUCGGCGGCGCAGGCGGCGACCAGCCGGGGAUGGGGAUGGUCGGCGCCGGCGGGGUGCUGCCCUCGCAGUCGUCGCCCUUCUCGUCCCUUGUCUCGCCGCGCACGCAGUAUGGUGGCGGCAGUGGGAACGGCUUGCUGGCCGGCGCGUCCAGUGUCGCGUCCAUGCUCAGCAGGCAGCACUCGUAUGGGAAUGGGGGGACUGGGGCAAUGCCGGGCAGCGGCGCCGGUCUCCCCAUCGGUGGGCUGCAGCACAGAGGCGGCCUUGAUGGUGUUGGUGAUUUGGUUGGCACUGGAGGGCCCGAUUCCAUGGUGUUCUCCUCCUCCUCCUCCGCCCCUGGUAGUUUCGGCAAUCAGCUUGGUGCCGACGGCUUACAACAGCAGCAGAUGCAGCUGGAUGCACCACACGAUUCACAAAAUCAACAGCAGCAGCAACAGCAAAUGCCAAUGACAUAUAAUCAGCAGCAUAUGAUGCCACAAACUCAGCAGCAGCAGCAGCCUGCAGUGAAGCUGGAGAAUGGAGGCGUCCUGGGUGGGGUCAAACUGGAGCAGCAGAUGGGGCAGCCGGAUCAGAGUGUUUCCACACAGAUGCAACGCAGUUCGAGUGGCGGUGUGAAGCUUGAGCCGCAGUUGCAAGCGCUGAGGAGCUUGGGUGCUGUCAAGAUGGAGCACCAAAGCUCCGAUCCAUCUGUGGUCCUGCAGCAACAGCAGCAUCAACAGCAACGACAUAUGUUGCAGCUGUCUAAGCAGAACCCCCAGGCUGCAGCUACUCAGCUGAGCCUCCUACAACAGCAGCAGCUGUUCUUGCAACUGCAGCAGCAACAGCAACAACAUCAACAACAACAGCAGAUUCUCAAGAACCUGCCUUUGCAGAGAAACCAAUUGCAGCAGCAGCAACAGCAGCAACAACAACAGCAACAUCAGCACCAGCAGUUGCUUCGUCAACAAAGUCUAAAUAUGCGGGCUGGUAAAACACCUGCUUAUGAACCAGGGACCUGUGCAAAGAGAUUGACACAUUACAUGUAUCACCAGCAAAACAGGCCACAGGACAAUAACAUCGAGUACUGGAGGAACUUUGUCAAUGAAUACUUUGCCCCGAGUGCCAAGAAGAGGUGGUGCGUAUCUCUGUAUGGCAAUGGCCGUCAAACUACCGGAGUUUUCCCUCAGGAUGUUUGGCAUUGUGAGAUAUGCAGUAGGAAGCCAGGGCGAGGUUUUGAAACGACAGUUGAGGUCUUGCCACGGUUGUGCCAAAUCAAAUAUGCCAGUGGUACACUUGAGGAACUUCUGUAUGUUGAUAUGCCGAAAGAGUCCCAGAAUUCAUCUGGACAGAUUGUUUUGGACUAUACCAAAGCGAUCCAGGAGAGUGUCUUUGAGCAACUGCGUGUAGUUCGUGAGGGGCAUCUAAGAAUUGUAUUCAACCAAGACCUUAAGAUUGCAUCGUGGGAGUUCUGUGCUCGGCGUCAUGAGGAACUUAUUCCUCGGAGAUCAAUCAUUCCACAGGUCAGUCAACUUGGUGCUGUGGUGCAAAAGUACCAGUCUUCCGUUCAAAGUUCAGCGUCACUCUCAAGUCAGGACUUGCAAAACAAUUGUAACUCGUUUGUGGCAUGUGCUCGUCAGUUGGCUAAGGCACUGGAAGUGCCAUUGGUAAAUGAUUUAGGAUACACGAAAAGAUAUGUCCGCUGCCUCCAGAUUGCAGAGGUGGUCAAUUGUAUGAAAGAUUUGAUCGAUCACAGCAGGCAGACUGGGUCUGGUCCAAUAGAGAGCUUGCAUAAGUUCCCUAGGAGGGGGAAUUCAGGGGUUAGUUCUGUUCAAGUCCAGCAGGAGUCUGAGGGGCAGAAACCUGUCCCACAGAAUUCUAACCAGAGUGGCCAAAAUUCUGCUCCUGCAACUGGAAUGGAAGCCUCUGCCUCCGGCAAUGGUGAUGCUACGUCAAACAAUUCACUCAAUUGUGCACCAUGUACUUCCGCACCAUCUUCUUCAUCUGUUGUUGGUCUCCUCCAAGGCUCAGUAAGUUACAGACAAGACCAUCCAACAAGCAGUGGCAAUGGUAUCUAUAAUGGCGGAAACAGUGGUCCAGCUGCCAAGGCCAACUCAACGAACUCCAUGCAAUCAAAUGGACCGGCAUCGUUUCCCUUGCCAGCACCCUCAGCAUCAAAUGGCAAUAUGAUGCCUGCUCCCCAGCACUCUAGCCAAAUGAAUUCGCCGACCAUGCCAUCAAGCCUACCUCCUAUGCAAACGCCUGCAAGUCGGCCUCAAGAACCCGAGCCAAACGAGCCUCAAAGCUCAGUCCAGAGGAUACUGCAAGACCUGAUGAUGCAGUCCCAUAUUAACAGCGUUGGGCCAGUGGGAAGCAAUAUGAAGACAGCAAACACGGUUGGUCUUAACGGUGCCAACUCCUUAGCUGGCAAUCCCAUGACAAAUAGCCCUGGAAUCAUCAACGGAAUGGGAUUCGGGGCUAUGGGUGGCCUUGGUCAGCAGAUGAGAACAGCAAUGGGGAACAACGCGUUGGCGAUGAAUGGAAGGGCCGGCACCAUGAAUCACAGCGCGCAUGACCUGGCACAGCUGAGCCACCAGCAGCAGCAACAGCGAGAUUUAGGAAACCAAUUGCUCGGGGGCCUUAGGGCUGCCAACAGUUUCAAUAGCCUCCAGUACGACUGGAAGUCGUCUCAGUAGAGUGAGCAGGAGCCAGAGAGCUCGCACCUGAUAUUUAUACUCGUUGGGUCCAUCACUGACAGCAUAAACGUUACAUCCCUCAGAAGCGGCGGGUUCUUAUGUUACAGCAAAAAGGAAACAUUAGCAAUGUUACGACAAGUGUCUGUAUGGCUGUGUUCCUUUGUAAUCCGCAAAUAGGAGGACCGUACCCAACCCAUUGGGGGUUGGGGGCAAGUGUCGGCGGAUUCCAAACUGGGGGGAAGAUCAGAGCGUCUUUCCCCUGUUUUUUUUCGGGUUGGAUGACGAUGAUUUCUCUCUUGCAGUCUGUGUACCAUGGCUCACCGUACUCUUGUGUACCUUUUGAUGGCCAAGAAUCUCACUGUAGCUGUGCUAUACUAUGUAUAAGCUGUUAUUUACUAGUGGAAAGCAUGAGGAAAAGUUUCUGAAUCUUGGAUGACGA